Molecule: messenger RNA, 954 nt
Organism: Sclerotinia sclerotiorum 1980 UF-70
Lineage: Eukaryota; Fungi; Ascomycota; Leotiomycetes; Helotiales; Sclerotiniaceae
Exons: 2
Coding region: 1-954 (317 amino acids)
Molecular function (GO): zinc ion binding; nucleic acid binding
Source: RefSeq, a predicted model, not a curated record
AUGGAUUCCAGUCAGCCACCCACCGAACCAGUUUCCUUCACUUCCAUCGGGGCCCCAGAGCAGGCCGCCGCCACCAUGGAGCCAAGACGAGCAAUCCAGGUAUCCACCCCUGACUUGUUCCACGGAGAUCGUAGCAAGCAUCGAGCUUUUGUCGCACAAGCUGAUCUUUACUACGCCUUCAAUGGACAACUCUUCUUGACACAAAUGCAAAGGAUCUUGUGGUUGAUCUCGUUCUUCCGAGGAACUGCGUUCAAUUGGAUCGAACCUUUCUUCAAUGACCUAAUGACCAAGACAACCGACAGCCAACUCAAUGAAAAUAUGAAACCUGAGACACGCCGCCUCUUCAAUACUUACGAGUCAUUCAGACAAGGAUUCGAUAGGGCUUUCGGGGAAGUUGACCCCGAUCACAUGGCUGAGAGAGCAUUACGACAACUUAAGCAGACAGGAAGAAGGGAAUCACUCAAGAGAGUAGAAAGUUUCCAAAACAUCAGUACCAGAACAGACACUAUGAUGCCGGCGAUCCAAUGGAGUUGGACGGAGCUGAACGCCGCCAUAAACCAAACGGGACUUAGUGUUAAAAAGAAGAAGAAACGCAAGGAAAAUAAUCUAUGCUUCACCUGUGGUAAAGGUGGACAUAUGUCUGGGGAUUGUUCCCAGAAAAAGCCUUUCGCCGCGAAGGGCAAGAAACAAGUAAGAUUUGGAACCAAGAAACAAGUAAGAUUUGGAACCAAGAAACUGGGAUCCCGAGAAGCGGGUGCCCUAGAAGGUAGCUUCAGAGAGAUUGAACAAUUAAUCAUAGAAGUCAACCUGGAGAACCAGGAAGUCAAGGCCCUGAUCGAUUCAGGAGCUAUAGGAAUAUUUAUGGAUCCCGACUUUGCCAAAGAAAAUGGGAUCCCCACCGAGCCAAAAGAGCACCCCUACCAGCUAACGCUGUUGGGAGGCAAGAAGGCCUAA